GCGCGCGCGCUUCCUGCGAACGGACUUCGCGGUGAAUGCGCCCCGGCCUUUAUGACGCGCGCCGCUCACGUUUGAGGAGAACCCCCAGACUUCAGCUUCACUACUGUAGUCCACACAAAGGACGCGCUCGUGCCUUUAUGACGCGUCGAUCCGGAUUCCGGAAUGACACUGUAGAACGCGUCUCUCGAUUCGAAUUCGGCGGGGACGCGGCGGUUCGAGAACCCGCUCUGCGCUGUGAGAGGAAUGGAUACGGGGAUGCGCGUUUCCUGCAGACGGAUAUAAGUUUUGCAUGAUUUAUCACUCGAUCUUCAUUUCCACGUUACGUCAGGGGGGGGUGGGGGGGAAACAAACGGACUGAUUAAACGGACGGACGGACGGGGCCGGGGGGCAACGAUCGCUCGCUUUCAUUGAGGAGAGGAACAUCGAUAUUAUUCGUGCGAGCGUCUUCGUGACUGUCCAUUUAAUUCUGUGGCUGUCUGGUUACUAGCCGUGCUCCCGAAGCCUCUGUUUUCACAAUGCAGUUUAGGACAGUUUUGGAUGUAAAAGUGGUGGAUGUGGAGAAGAGGAGGAAUCCAUCCAAACAUUACGUGUAUCUCAUCAACGUCACAUACUCGGACUCAACGUCCCACGUCAUCUACAGAAGAUACAGUAAAUUCUUUGACCUUCAGAUGCAGAUUCUCGACAAGUUCCCAAUCGAGGGAGGGCAGAAAGAUCCCAAAAAAAGGAUUAUCCCUUUUCUUCCAGGCAAAAUCCUAUUCCGACGAAGUCAUGUGAGAGACGUGGCCAUGAAGAGACUUCGCUUUAUUGACGACUAUUGUAGAGCGCUGGUCCGGCUUCCUCCCCAGAUCUCGCAGAGUGAGGAAGUUCUCCGCUUCUUCGAGACCAAACCAGACGAUAUCAACCCUCCAGUAGAGGAUUAUGGAUCCAAACGCAAGUCAGUUUGGAUGUACGGCCUUCAGGACAGUCCAACCAAGUCUGAGGCCUCAGGACUGGACAGCAGUGAGCCCAUGGUGCUGGAACAGUACGUGGUGGUGGCCAACUACGAGCGGCAGGAAAACUCAGAGAUCAGCCUAAAGGCUGGAGAGACGGUGGACGUAAUCGAGAAGAGCGAAAGCGGCUGGUGGUUUGUCAGCACAGCAGAAGAACAAGGCUGGGUUCCUGCCACGUACUUGGACUCUCAGAGCGGCACCAGAGAUGAUCUGGACCUGGGAACAUCUAGAUCUGGAGAAGUUACUAAGCGACGUAAGGCUCAUCUGAAGAGGCUCGACCGGAGAUGGACACUAGGGGGAAUAGUCAACCGCCAACAGAGUCGAGAGGAGAAAUAUGUCACAGUCCAGGCAUAUACCAGUCAGGGAAAGGAUGAGAUCGGGUUCGAGAAAGGAGUAACCGUGGAGGUCAUCCAGAAGAACCUGGAGGGAUGGUGGUACAUCAGGUAUCAGGGUAAAGAGGGCUGGGCCCCAGCCUCAUACCUGAAGAAACUGAAAGAUGACCUUUCCCCAAGGAAGAAGACUCUGACUGGCCCUGUGGAGAUCAUCGGAAACAUAAUGGAGAUCAGUAACCUCCUCAACAAGAAAGCUGUAAGCGAGAAGGACAUUCAAACUGAUGGAGAGUCCACCAGCCCUGAGCGCCACAUCUCCAAAAGUGAAAUCAGUUUACCUAUCCCAUAUGCCCCAGAGGCUGGAGUGGCACCCACAGUGGUCACUGGUUUGGGAAUGAACUCUGGAUCUAGCGCCGCCCUACAAGAGAACAAGAGCAGGGCAGAGCCGGGGUCACCUGCUAUAGCCCGGGUGGCACCACACAGAGUUGAAAUAGGAUUUGAUGCCAUAGGAUCUCCAAACCUCAGGCAGAAACCUCCUCCUCGAAGAGAUACAAAUCUGGCAUUCCAGUUGCCCAAACCUCCAGAGGCCCCUACUGUGGAAGCGGAGUACUACACCAUCGCAGAGUUUCAAUCCAGUAUUUCAGAUGGUAUCAGCUUCCGUGGAGGACAAAAGGCUGAUGUCAUAGAGAAGAAUUCUAGUGGUUGGUGGUAUGUCCAGAUCGGGGACAUGGAGGGCUGGGCACCCUGCUCCUUUAUUGAUAAACGCAAGAAGCCCAACCUGAGCCGGCGAACCAGCACACUUACCCGCCCUAAAGUUCCACCCCCUGCUCCACCAGUCAAGAAGCAGGACUCUGAGGAAUCACCUUCUCUGGCUGGCUCUGCAUCUAAAGCUCCAGAAUCUCCCACUCAGCGUGUCUACGAGGAGCCGGAAUAUGAUGUUCCUGCCAUGGGUUUUGACUCAGAUCUGGACAGUAAUCAUACAAAACAAAAAAUAAACAACUCCCCAAAACCAGAGCCCCGUAAGUUUGAAAUUAAAAGCAACCCAGCAGCAGCCGAAAGAAUUGCACAAGCUGGCAAAGCAUCGCCUUUACUAAAAGUAAUGACCUCCCCCUUGAGAAAAAGAAACUCACUGGAGGAUGUCAAUAAGGAGGAGGUGAUUUAUGAAAAUGAAGGGUUUAGGUUCUCCUCUGAUGACUUUGCCAGUGGUUGCGAUUUAGAUACACCAAGGAGUCUCACACUGGGUCGUAAACCCUUCGGGUCAUCCUCUGGAGGAGGAAAGCCCCUCCGGAAGGUAACGCCAGAUAUAAGCCGGAGUCACUCUCUUGGCCGUGCUGAGAGACACAAGUCAUCCUUAGAUGAAUCAGGACGUAAUCCCAAAAGAGAGCCUGUCAUGCGAAAAGAUGUGGAAAUCCGGGUUGGCCAAAGUCCCUUAGCCAGGCCCAAACCAGUGGUGCGACCCAAACCUCUACUUUCAAAGUCAGAGCCACAAAGUCCAGAAAGAAUGGACAUCAGCAGCCUGCGCCGCCAGCUUCGGCCCACCGGAAGUCUUCGUCAAGGCCCGAUCCGUGCAGUACGUGGUGAAGAUUCUGAGACUGCUUCUGUUGUGUCCUCUGAGGAUUCCAUGUCGUCAAGAAGCACCUCCGAUCUCUCCAGCGUCUAUUCCAAAGGUAGCCGAGGUGGGGAAUCCGACCAUGAAAGUGUGCUCUACAGGACCACAGAUGCUUACGAACGGGCACAAGAGUCUGAAGUCAGCUUCCCAGCUGGUGUAGAGGUUGAGGUACUGGAGAAGCAGGAAAGUGGAUGGUGGUAUGUUCGCUGGGGAGAUGAUGAGGGAUGGGCACCUACUUUCUACUUAGAGCCAGUCAAGCAUACCCAAAAUCUUGGUGUACAAGAUGGCCCUCUUGUUGAUCUUGGUACUACCAACAAGUCCAACAGCCUCGAGAAAAAUGAGCAGCGUGUUCAGGCCCUUAACAACCUAAACCAGCAGAACCUGAGGAGUAUAAGCAACCCUAGUCCACCUAUCCCAUCCAAACCACCGGGGGGUUUUAGCAAACCAACCGCAAUGCUGAACGGUUCCGGCGUGCGGAUGAGGAACGGUGUCCGUCAAGCAGCAGUGCGACCGCAGUCAGUGUUUGUAUCUCCACCACAGCCUCUGAAGGACACCAAUAUCCAUACAGGGUCUUUAAGAAGAAAUGAAUCACUGGGUGCAGGCGACCACUUGAGGUCCACAGGCGGCGUAGGGCGAAACUCCUCCUUCACUGCUGUUCGACCGCAGGUGGUGACUGAUGUACGGGUCAGGUCUGGGACCACCAUUACAGCACCCGCGGGAAGUUCAAGUCCCUUGAUUGCCCAGAGAAAUGGAAUUCCAGUCUCUACUGUAAGACCAAAGCCCAUCGAGAAGACACACCUCAUUCACAACAACCUUCGAGAGGUUUACGUAUCUAUCGCUGACUACCGUGGCGAUGAAGAGACCAUGGGUUUCUCGGAGGGCACUAGUCUUGAAGUUCUGGAGAAGAAUCCAAACGGAUGGUGGUACUGCCAGGUUCUCGAUGGCUUACAGGGACGUAAAGGCUGGGUACCGUCUAACUACCUGGAGAGAAAAAAGUAAUUCCCCAAAAAUGUUUUAAACAUGCACAAUUGUAAUCAAAAUGUAAAAGGACGAACUGACUGAAGGACUUUUGGUUUGAAACGAGAGGGACAGAGCCUUUUAGAAAGGAGUUUACAUUAAAACGCAAGUAAUGCAGGUGAAUGUUUAGCAAAAUACCUGCCGUAACUUUAUGCCAAAUGGGUGCCUUCGUACAUCUUUCACUGAAUGUUAAGAGGAAUCGGUCAAAUACCAGUGAAGCAACUAAAAUACCAAACUUCAACUUAGUGCCAUAGGCCUACAAGUACAGAAAGCAACAAACCUAUUUUUGUUACAACAAAUACCUGAGAGAAAGAUCAUCAUAGGUGCAUAACCAAAAGUGCAAAUCCAAUCUUAAGCACUUGAAAACAAGAAAUUCCUGUUUCAAAAUCUUUGAACAAAAAAAACCAACAUCAAAUGUUAUCUUAGCAUUGAGUGCGCUCGAAGAAAAAAAGCAUAACUUUGAUUGUCGUUUUUUAAAAAACUAUCCUUUUUUUAUUGUUUUGUGUAGAUGUUUGUGUUAUAUCUUCCUUAGAGAUGUAUUUCUGCUUUCUUGUAACAUCCUAACACAUCAAAAAAGUUCACAGAGUCAUAUCCUGUCUUGAUUAGUUGCAGGUCGUUAUUGUUUAAGUCACUUUUGUUUUCCCCGUUCUUUAAAUAUGCACAGGCCAAAACGAAUAAAACAUGUUAAAUGAAAAUAGUCUGUGAAAGCUACAUGCAUGGAUCACCUCAUGCCCACUUAACUAUUGGGUUUAAACCCGCGUUUAGUUUACAAAAUGCAUUCGUUUAUAUUAGGAGGGUAGACAGCUUCAGAGGACAGGACUUUAGAUAUUGCUGCUGCGUGUGUGAUGCAUCUGUUCAUUCAAGAAAUCAGGACUGGAAAAUCUUUUGUUUUAUUUAGCAUAACGUUGACAUAACGUUGAGCCCAAAAUGUGAUCACACCAAAGAAGAAUUACAGACACAUUUGCUAGUUGUUUUAGAGUUAGUAUUUAUUUUAUGGGUACAAAUAAAUAAAGUGUAUUCAGCAAAGCCUAAACGAGGUUUCAGAACUGAGAACAAAGAAUAUUUAAUUGUUAUAUCUGGAAGCACUUGAUUUUUUUAAAACCCAAAGAAAAGCACAUUAAUAUGCAAGGAUAAUUUUUACAUUACGAUAUUGCUGGGCAGUAUUGAAUCUGAAGUUAUACAAUAAGCAGUUUAAACUACUAUCAUAGUGUUUAAUUUUCAACGAAGAUAUGAAAAUAAAUUCACAAACUUUAUCUUAGUCCAUAGUCCAAUCUCUAAUUCUCUUCUUUAUACAUGUCUGAGCUCAGAAUUAUUACUUCCCCCUUAUUCAUUUAAAUAAUAUUCACUAACAGCAUCAAACAACUGAUGUUCAAGACUGCUGAAAUAUUUUUCUAAUGAAUAGUGUGAGCUCUUUAACGAGUUUAACACUACUUUUAUUUGAUUUAGUUUUCUGCUGGACAGUAUUUUAGUGUUAAACAGUUAAAACAUUAAUUACCUGCUAGAUUGCAGUUAUAUUCUAUUAAGCAGAAAAAUUGUUUAUUUUGUCUUGUUUGUUGGUUGUUGUGUGAUCACACAUGGACAAUAAUGAUGAAUGAAGUCGUUCAUUUGUUGUGAAUCAAUGCAUUUGAGCUUUUUCUUGGAUGCACUGGUUUUAAAGAUGCAGUGCGCUUCAUCAGCAUAUAAUUUAUUUUUAUUUGUAUUUAUAAUUUAUAACAUUUUUAAUGCUGUUUUUAGAAGAUGCCAUUUUAUUGUCAUUUGACACUCUCUUUAAAACUUGAAAUUCUUGUUAGUUCUGUAGUAAUUGGCCACUGCUAUAUUCUGAGAUGGAUGAUUUUUUUUUUGUCUGUUAUGUAGGCCUCUGUUAAUUAGGCAGAUUAAUAAUCUCCUACCGUCUUAAAAUUGGAAGCAGAUUUUUAAAACAAUUUAUGUUAAUAUUUUAUAUUGAAUAUUUUUUUCUCAUUAUGUGAACGCUUUCACAUGAUUUUGUAAAAUCAGAAAUGCAUUUUCAACCAGGCUGAUUGCUGCACCUUUAGCAACUAUGGACACUUCCUUUCUCGUUAUUGAUCCACAUAUAAUGCCAGAUUAUUUAAACAAAACAAUAUCUUUUUUCAUCCUAUCACUACCAGAUUUUUGUUUCUUUUUUAAAUUGACGUGACAAAAAAUCUGAACGACAUUCAGCCAAUCGAUCCUAUUUAAAAGCCAGCAGUGAAAUGGGAACGAUCGAUGACGUAACAUUUUAUAAUAAAAACAGCAGGGCUCUGUAGUUAUAUAGCAUACGUGGAUCCCUAAUUGUGACUGGACCAAAUUUGAUUUAAAUGUGUUUCGUUAAAAUGUUAUCAUUAAAAAAAAAACAAAAAAACAAACGAAAAAAAACAGCAAUAAUGGGAUUUUGAAGUUGUAAUUUGGGUGAUUUUGUUUUUAACUUUGAAAAUGAAAAUCAAGCCAUUGCACUCAAUUGCAACUCUCUUUUUGACGAUGGCAUUAUAGAAAUGUGUCGAUUCACUACAGCGCAGCGCUUGUGAUGGAUGUCGCUAAGCUCCAUUAACACUUUGCUUUUUCUUCAUUUGCGCCUAUACAAUUUACAAGGGAACUGUUAAGUGUCAAACUAGUUCUUAUAUUACUUGUGUAUCUGCUAGCUUUGUUUUAUGUGUUCUUUAUUUAUUUAAAUCUUAAUGCUUUUUUUCAGGAACGGUAUUGUGUUUUACUGGGUUUUUUUAUCUUUCUUUCUCCUGUUCACUUUUGACAUUACUCAGAUGGAAUGAGGAAAUGUGCAAUACAAAAACAGGCAUCUCACCAGUUAAGAACCACAGCAUUGGAGAAAUCUUUGUUUUUACUUAUAAUUCUGGCAAUUUUACGUCGAACAAUGCCUGGUUUUGUCCCAUGGUUUUGUUUUUAAGUCAAAAUAUAUCAGUGUGUGUUCAAAUAUGUUAUGCUGAAUGUUAAAAUGCCCUGAUGGAUACCUUCAGUCUGCCGGAUUUCUGCAUUCAUACUUUUUACCUACUGAACCGCGUCUUGCUUUAAGGGGUUUAGUGACCUCACAGACCCAUGGUGAAUCAGUAUGGAAAUAAUAGGGAAGCAUGGGCAUAUCUAAUUCUCUGAGGCAUUUAACAGAUCAGCCUGUCAAAUUACAAAUUUGAGAUGGUGGGGCAAAUCUAUCAGCAGCUAAAUGAGCGCUGCACCACACACUGCCAACUUCUCUACAUCCGCCCCCCUACAUUCCUCUGUUACCAUGGCAAACUCCAUCCUAAAUUCCAAUCGACUUACUGUAUCAUUGACAGGUUUCUUUUUCCCUUUUGUUUAAUCUACUAACAAGUUCGUGUUUAGCUUUAGGUUUAUUUCCGAAAAUCCAGGUUUAACUUUCGACACAUCACAAUAACGUGGGCUGCAUAUAUUUGCUUCUCUUUCUGUCUGAAUUCAUUAUUAUGCGAGUUUACAAUGCCUUUGGCAAUUGGAAUUGCUUUUACUGAGAGUUUGAACAGAAGAACAGAGAAUUCGACUUUGGUUGAAAAUGAGGAGGGUUAUGAGUGACUGUCUUUGAGUUUUUGGUCAAGAGAAGCUUUUUUAUGAGCGCUGAAAUACCUUCACCGUUAAACAGUCCAUCUCAGAUUGCUAUAAUCACAUUAAGAUUUGUGAUUAUGUGGGGGGAUGUAUGAGAUGCACUUACGGGAAUGUCCCAGGUUCUGUGGCAUGGUGUUGGAAAUCAUUUUAGCCAACUGCUCUAUUGAGAAAAUGUACUAUUUAGUGAGAUGUAGUGAGUUCAAAUCCAAAGAUCCAUGAAUUUGCAUGAUGCAGUUCAUACAGAAACAUACAAUUUUAAGAAAAAAGUUAGCAAGAAGGUCCACCUUCAUAUAUUCUGAAGUCUGUAGAAUAUAUGAAAGACGUGAUACAGUACAUUCGUUUUUAUGAAUCUCCAUCUUUAGGAAUUCAAAGAUGUAGUGAUUCGUUCAGAAACACAUUUAUUUAGGCAAAUCAUAGUUGGAAGGUCCACCUUCGUGAAUCCGAAGGUUAAUGUAUCUGUGAUUCCUACUGAAUUUUUUUAAUUUUAGAAAACUAUGAAAAUCCACUUAACUGUCAGUGUGGUGUAACCAGAUUGCACUGUAAUGUUUCACGAGAAACGAUUAUCCAUUACGAGCUGCGAGAACGUGUUGGUUUUCAAAGUAUAGAACACUUGGUGUUGAACCUGGAACAUCCCUUAAGUUCCUGAAUCGAAAUAGAAGAAUGUUACUUUUACGGAAAAAAGAAAGCGGGUGUAUUUGUCCUGUUUGUUUGGUUUGUCCUGUGGUGGUUUGUGUACGGGGGUUUUUAAACGGUGGAAAGGGAAGGUGAACAGAGGGAAUGCAUGUUUAUGAUGUUUGGUUAGAAGAGAAUCCAGUCAGGUGAGGUUAGACAUGAUUAAACCGCUCUAACGGACUUGAAGAAAAAGUGGAAAGAAAAAGCAAAGCUUUUUACGAUAAUUAGCACUUCAGAAAAGCUUCCCGCUAGCAGCAGCUCAUUAUGAUGUCACGGUAGCACUGCAUUGUCAUAACAGCACUAGCGAGGCGUAGCGUUCUAGAAACACACUACUUAUUUUUGCUGGGAAACUGACUGCAACUUAAUUCAAGUGAGCAGCCUCGUCUCCAAAGGCCAUUGUUUCUCAAAACACGCCUCAGUGCUCGAGUACACAUGCUGAGGUUUAAAAAACUUGCAAACGGAUAUAUCCGCCCCAGCUCGCCGCUGCCGCAGACCUCUUUAUAACAAUUAAAAAGUUGCUGACAGAAUGUGUAAAAGAAUAGGACUUCGUCUCCAGCUCACCCACUGCGGUGUCAGGAGUACAGGCGCGCUGUGAAAUCACAUUACCCGAGUGCUCGGUUAAUUACAGAUGCUUGAGAAGAGCGCCGUGAAUACAAAUGUCACACUGAUUGUGGAUGUCGAGCUGCCGGGGGCUCGGAUCAGAUGCCGAGAUAGAUUGAUCGUGUCUCUAAUGGCUCACAGCAUGUCGAGAUGUAUUAACAUCAUCAAGAGGAAUCAUUUGAGCUUCCUGCGUCAGCGAGCGGCUUGAUUUACUGAGGCGUCUAUAUAUGUCGUGUUGGCGUGCAACAAAAGUUGUAAGAAUGUACGUGAUCGAUUGCUCGGGAAACCUGGGAGUUUUAAAAUUGUGGGUUUCGAGCCUGGAAAAGCCAUGGAUGAAAACAUAUUUAAUUGCUGAGAAACUGAUGGAACAGGAAGUCACAGGAAGCGCCCUGUGACUAGUUAUAUUUCUGCUAAAACGUUUGACGCAUUUCAUCAAUAAUUUGACUAAUGUUUCAUGCGACCGUACCUGGGUAGUAAGGAAGUAGGCCUGUUUUAGGCAUGGAUCGUGGUGGGAAGUGUUGAAUGUGCGCUAGCUGUGAUGUAUGAUGUGCUUGAAAGGAGUUUGGUAGGUUUUAUUUAGAUUUUUCUGUGUUAAUUAGCGUUUUUGAUCAGAUGCAUCAGUGUUUGGUGUGAGGUGGCAGCCGGGUGUGCGAACAAGUGCAGAAAGGGAACAUGCUGCAGCGGUCUAAUCUCUUGCUGUUUUCUGUCCCUGUCUCUGCUCGGCUGUCUGCACUAAUUACCAUUCUUCUGCUCUUAAUUAACAGUCAUGAAAAAAAAAAACAGCAUGUGGGGCCAGCAACGUCUUGCUUAAAAGAAUGUUUUGAUGAGCGUCACUCUGAAAUUUACAUUUACUGAGGAUUGCUUUCAUCAUUCACCCACUUAACAGUCUGCUAAUAAGUUUUUUUUUUUUUCUAAAUCUGAUCUUAUACAUAUACAGUCUUUCAGGAAAUACUUUUUUAAAAAAAGUUCUCCUCAAGUGAUUUUUCAAACAAAGUUGAAUUCUCAGACAAGGAAUUGAAAAUGCCUACUAAAUAAUAUGCCACAAUGUUUCUCUGUUACAGACCAUUGGAUGUAAGGAAUGUUUGGCUAGAUAUUUGCAAAACCCUCUUGUCGAACGAUAUAUUAAAAAGUGUGCUCUUGGACAUAUUGAGAAAAGGCCUUGCAUUGAUAUUCUUCAGCGCUCAGCCAAAUCUACAUUUUGUAUGCAUUUCUUUUAAAGAUCUAAAGGUCUACAGCUUCAGCUUUUGAUUUUCAGCAUUUUUUUUUUUACUUUAUUUUGUUUUUGUACCUUUAUGUUUACAUUGUAUCUUGCAUUGCUCUAAAGGAAAACACAAUAAAAUGUAUCCUCCUUGUUCUUAUAA
Puntigrus tetrazona (Sumatra barb) is the source of this 10135-nucleotide messenger RNA. It is a transcript of the gene sh3pxd2aa, whose product is annotated as SH3 and PX domains 2Aa. The transcript is spliced from 16 exons. Gene Ontology annotation, cellular component: cytoplasm. The coding region runs from base 516 to 3926 and encodes 1136 amino acids. Gene Ontology annotation, molecular function: phosphatidylinositol binding; protein binding; superoxide-generating NADPH oxidase activator activity. The record is from RefSeq and is a predicted model, not a curated record. NCBI's taxonomy places the organism in Eukaryota, Metazoa, Chordata, Actinopteri, Cypriniformes, Cyprinidae. Gene Ontology annotation, biological process: superoxide anion generation.